AUUGAUGUAAGAGGAUAUACAGCUGAAAGCCCUCAGUUUCAGACUCAGCUUUCCACAGAAGGUUUCUAAUUAGGCGUGGAAUUGCAAGACCUCUGUAGAAGGAUGUUGUUACUAAACUGUUCCACCAAAUUGCUGAUGCUGGAGAAAAUGUUGAAGAGUCACUUUCCUGAAUCACUCAAGGUUUAUGGAGCAGUGAUGAACAUAAAUCGUGGAAAUCCCUUUCAAAAGGAAGUGGUGUUGGAUUCAUGGCCAGACUUCAAAGUUGUCAUCACUCGGCGGCAGAGAGAGGCUGAGAGAGAUAACCUGGACCAUUAUACUAAUGCCUAUGCUGUGUUCUACAAGGAUGUCAGGACUUAUCAACGGCUGUUGGAAGAACAUGAUAUUAUCAACUGGGACCAGGUUUUCCAAAUACAAGGGCUGCAGAAUGAGUUAUUUGAUGUCUCCAAAGCUGUUGCCAACUCAAAGCAGUUGGAUGUAAAGCUAACUUCAUUCAAGGCAGUUCAUUUCUCUCCUGUUUCAACUCUGCCAGACAUCAGUUCCCUAAUGGGGUCUUCCCCACGACUAACUUACCUGAGUGUUGCUGAUGCUGAUCUGCUCAACCAGACUUGGUCACGGGGUGGCAAUGAACAGUGUCACCAGUAUAUCGCCAAUCUCAUCUCCUGCUUCCCCAGUGUGUGUGUCCGUGAUGACAGGGGAAACCCAGUCUCCUGGUCUAUCACAGACCAGUUUGCCACCAUGUGCCAUAGCUAUACCCUGCCUGAGCACCGCAGGAAAGGUUAUAGCCGGCUGGUGGCCCUCACACUGGCCAGGAAAUUGCAAAACAGGGGAUUCCCCAUUCAGGGCAAUGUCCUGGAUGACAAUGUGGCAUCCAUAACCCUUCUGAAGAGUCUCAAUGCUCAGUUUUUGCCUUGUCGUUUUCAUAGGCUUAUUCUUACUCCUGCAUCUCUCUCUCUAACCUAGUGAAACUCUAGGAAUUUUCUUCCUUUCCCUGAAUACACCAGCACGGGGAGAAUUAAAAUUGGAAUCAGGAUUUUGGUAAUGGAUAGUGGCAGUGAUAGCACAACAUUGUGAAAGUAAUUAACAGUACUCAAUUAUAUAUUUGAAUGUGUUUAAAAGGGGAAAUUUUAGGUUGUGUAUAC
Molecule: messenger RNA, 1139 nt
Organism: Choloepus didactylus (southern two-toed sloth)
Lineage: Eukaryota; Metazoa; Chordata; Mammalia; Pilosa; Megalonychidae
Gene: GLYATL3
Product: glycine-N-acyltransferase like 3
Exons: 6
Coding region: 103-960 (285 amino acids)
Cellular component (GO): mitochondrion
Molecular function (GO): glycine N-acyltransferase activity
Source: RefSeq, a predicted model, not a curated record